UCCUCACUGACUAUGAUCUUUCUCAUGGCAUCAAUUUCCAGUUGCAGCGUGACUCUGCGCAUCACCAUUCCAAGGCCUGUCUCUUUCAUCCAGUUACAGAUGGCUUUUUUGUUCCAGAAAUUUCAAGAGGCUGUGAAAACCCUUGCAAAACACCCUGCUUUUGCUAAGGAUCCUAGACAACUACAAUUUGAAGCUGAUAUUAACCGCUUGUUCCUUUAUUCGAGCUAUAAUCGUCUUGGGGGAAAUGCCAAUGAAGCAGAUGCAGAAGAGAUUAUUGAAAUGGCCAGUAGGGCCUCUGUUGCUGAUCAACAAAUGCAAAUACAAGAAAAUCUUCAUUCACAAAUCAAAACAUUUUGCUCAAUCAUGGAUGAAAUUCUACUUCCAAAUGAGAAGAUGGUAAAUGAACAUCAACAAGAAAGCACUGUUCCUCGCCGAAGUGGGCUUAGUUUUGCAGUGGGUAGGAGCGAUCCAGCCCAUAACAGUCCUACUGGCCCCGAGACAAGACCAUUAAGUCAAACUGAAGUUUCUCAGAAAUUAAAAGAUCAACUUGGAUACACGCUUAAUGUUAAACCUUCUCAAAUAUCUCACAAGGAUGCUGGUCAGGGUGUUUUCCUAGACGGCACAGUAGACGUUGGUGCUGUGGUGGCCUUUUAUCCUGGUGUAGUCUACUCUCCAGCUUAUUAUCGUUACAUUCCUGGGUACCCAAAGGUUGAUGCACAGAACCCCUAUUUGAUUACAAGAUAUGAUGGGAAUGUUAUCAAUGCCCAACCUUGGGGUUUUGGAGGUGACAACCGAGAACUGUGGAAUGGUAGAAAAAUAGGAGAAAUCAAGGCUGACAUGAAAGGAGCUGAACCUGAGAGAGGUUCAGACAGGCUAUGGAAACUGCUGAGUAAGCCUUUGGAAGGAAACCAAGGUGAUAACAGAGAAGUAAUUGAGCGUAGAAACCCAUUAGCUUUGGCUCAUUUUGCCAAUCACCCUCCAAAAGGGGUGCUACCAAAUGUCAUGAUUUGCCCUUAUGACUUUCCAUUGACUGAAAAUGACAUGAGAGUUUACAUUCCGAACGUUUUGUUUGGAAAUGCAGAAGUAAAUAUGAGGAAGUUUGGCAGCUUUUGGUUCAAAACUGGAGGGUCAAGAAAUAGUGGAUCACGAGUUCCAACACUGAAAACUCUUGUUUUGAUAGCUACUAGGGCUGUCCAAGAUGAGGAACUACUCUUGAACUACAGGCUGAGCAACACUAAACGUAGACCAGAAUGGUACACUCCAGUGGAUGAAGAAGAAGACAGGAGAAGAUGGAGCUAGUUAUCGUUUGACUUCAGACUCCCAUUGUUGAUUUGUCUCAAUGAAAAGGAAGUUGUAUUUGUAAUCCUAUUUUUCUUGAUACAACGAAUGAUGAAGUUUU
This is a messenger RNA of Abrus precatorius (Indian licorice), 1399 nucleotides long. RefSeq lists its product as uncharacterized. Lineage: Eukaryota; Viridiplantae; Streptophyta; Magnoliopsida; Fabales; Fabaceae. The transcript has 5 exons. Bases 13 to 1299 code for a protein of 428 amino acids. The record is from RefSeq and is a predicted model, not a curated record.